AUGCAGAACGUGUACCACACCCGGAACUCGCAGCCUUCGCAGAAUCUAUCGCGCAAGGAGCUCAUCAAGUGGGUGAAUGAGACCCUAAACAUUGAGGUCAAGCAGCUGGAGGCUUUGGGUUCGGGUGCAGAAUACUGUCUGUUAUUUAACCGACUGCGCCCUGGCAUCAUAAACCUGAAGAAGGUGAAAUAUGGUUCAAGGCCACAAUCGGACUACCAGUCAAACCUAAUCUUGCUGCAGCACGCGCUGCAGAAGGUGGGCGUGGAAAAGGACAUUCAGAUAGGCAGAAUGAGCGUGGGUGGCCAUCGGGAGAACUUGGAUUUUGCGCAGUGGUUCAAAAAGUUGUACGAUCGAAAUGUACAGCUGCAGGAUGCAGUCUUUGAGAAUGUCUCGGAGCCGAGCAAACGCUCGUCCAGUAGUACGCUUGUUCCCUCGCAGAGAUGGGUAGUUCCCUCAUCGAUCCACAGUCAGAAAUCAAUGUUCCACCUGCCUCGAAACCAUCAGCGUAACUUCGUUUGUGUAUGUGGAUUCGAUAACUAA
This is a messenger RNA of Drosophila guanche, 540 nucleotides long. RefSeq names its product microtubule-associated protein RP/EB family member 1-like. The record is from RefSeq and is a predicted model, not a curated record. The coding region runs from base 1 to 540 and encodes 179 amino acids. Gene Ontology annotation, biological process: regulation of microtubule polymerization or depolymerization; spindle assembly; protein localization to microtubule plus-end. Lineage: Eukaryota; Metazoa; Arthropoda; Insecta; Diptera; Drosophilidae. The transcript has a single exon. Gene Ontology annotation, cellular component: microtubule organizing center; spindle midzone; microtubule plus-end. Gene Ontology annotation, molecular function: microtubule plus-end binding.